AUGGCCGACAUGGACGAUCCAGUAGCAAGUGGUAGCAGGCUUUUCACUGCUCCUGUCAAGCGAAUCGUAUCUUCUGCCCAUCUACAGGUUUUCAAGAGCUCUUCGACUCAUGACGAGCUGUUCGACUUUAUACUCCGGCUUAACAACAGUGUGAUUGACAAAACGCUGACAAGCGUUGGGGAACCGUCAUCAGCUGUAACUAGAUCUCUGCUGGAUAUACUGAAUGCGGUGCAUGAACUCGCGUGUGCGACCCCAGCGGUCGAUAACACCCUCUCAAGAUUUGGCAAUCCUGCUUUCCGAACCUUCUAUGACAAAGUUGCUGAGGCUUCAGGACGAUUGCAUGCUAUGAUACCUGGUCUCUCGGCAGAAGCUGUUCCUGAACUCGAAGUAUAUUUCAAACAAUCCUGGGGAAGCCGGGAACGUAUCGACUACGGUAGUGGAAUGGAGCUGAACUUUGUCUGUUGGUUACUAUGCUUGCACAAAAUGGGACUCGUUAGAGAUGACGAUAGCACGUUCCUCGUUCUCGGCAUCUUCUGGCGUUACAUCAAGGUCAUGCGGUAUCUACAAUCGACGUAUUGGCUAGAGCCUGCCGGAUCCCAUGGGGUCUGGGGACUUGAUGACUACCAGUUCCUUCCCUUUUUAUGGGGCAGUGCCCAACUGCGAGACCAUAAACAUCUGCGUCCGAAAGCCAUACAUGACGAAGAAAUCCUUGAGGCCUUUGCCCCAGCUUACAUGUACUUGUCCUGCAUCAAAUUCAUCAACAGCAUAAAGACGGCCUCUCUGCGAUGGCACUCACCUAUGUUAGACGAUAUUUCCGCCGUCAAGACCUGGUCCAAGGUGAAUUCUGGCAUGAUGAAGAUGUAUGACGCCGAGGUUCUGGGCAAGCUGCCGGUCAUGCAACACAUGUUUUUCGGCAGCCUAUUACCGUUUCCUGAGGACCCUCAGUUGCCCAAUAUGCCAGGUGACUUGGAGCAUGGCCACGUUCACGAGAAGGGCUGGCAAAUGGAUUGUUGUGGGAUACCAGGUGAGUGCAACUCUGCGAGGGCCGUUCCUGAUGUAGCAGUACCCUCGGCGUUUGGUCAGGCCCACCAAGCAGGAUUAAAACCAAUACCCUUUGAUUAA
Messenger RNA from Kockovaella imperatae, 1122 nucleotides. Its product is annotated as putative Phosphotyrosyl phosphatase activator. Gene Ontology annotation, biological process: mitotic spindle organization. Lineage: Eukaryota; Fungi; Basidiomycota; Tremellomycetes; Tremellales; Cuniculitremaceae. Bases 1 to 1122 code for a protein of 373 amino acids. Gene Ontology annotation, cellular component: cytoplasm; protein phosphatase type 2A complex; nucleus. The record is from RefSeq and is a predicted model, not a curated record. Gene Ontology annotation, molecular function: protein tyrosine phosphatase activator activity; peptidyl-prolyl cis-trans isomerase activity. The transcript is spliced from 6 exons.